Messenger RNA from Budorcas taxicolor (takin), 3966 nucleotides. RefSeq names its product chromosome 16 C1orf167 homolog (gene C16H1orf167). Bases 1 to 3966 code for a protein of 1321 amino acids. Lineage: Eukaryota; Metazoa; Chordata; Mammalia; Artiodactyla; Bovidae. The record is from RefSeq and is a predicted model, not a curated record. The transcript has 18 exons.
AUGGAGCUGAGACCUGAUGCCAGACACAAGGAGAAUGUGCCCCCCAGGCCGGCAACCUCCCUGAGGCCAGAGCCACGGAGACUCCGGAAGAGCCUGGGUGUUGGCCUGGCCAGUAGACAUGGCCAGUGGGUGCCCGUGGGCCCGGCUGAGAGGGGAGGGCCUGCUGCCACGCCGUGCUUGGGGACAGUGCUGCACCAGGAGCCUUGCCGAGUCCAGAGCAACCUGGCCAGCCCCAGCCCCAGCCCCAGCCUGGGCCUCGUCCUGAGGGACACAACCAGCCAUCUGACCAACUCAAGCUUCCAGCAGCAAGUCAACCUGCAGCCCUUGGUUGGGAGACCCCAAGACUUUGCGAUCCAGCAAAGUAACUUGUGCACCAGGGAGACCCACACAGCUGAGUGUGGACGUCUCACCAGCCCCCAGCUCUGGUCAGAGCCUCAGAAGAGCUUCUGGCCCCACCUGAUGCCCCAGGGAAGCCCCCUAUCCCGAGGGCCACUGGCUCACCCAUCCUCCAGUCUGAGGCGGUCCUGGCUGCUGGCCACAGAUACCUCUUGCCCAGACAUCAGGCUUACUACACGGCUGGCCCCACUCAAAGGGCCCGCAUGGUCAGACCCUAGAUCCCAGUGUGGCCUGGGGGGCUGGACCUCCAGGCUCGUGGGGGAACCCCUGACCCUGAAAGACCUGGCUGUCCCUGCCCAGAGCCCGCCUCAGGCCCCAUCCCAAGCUGCCAUUCACCAGCUGCUGGUCUGUGUGCAACGCCUGGAGUGUGAGGCAGUGCGGCUCAGGUGCCAGGCAUCCCAGGAACCCCCAGGCCCUGUGCUGCAGGAGCCCUGGACCAGAGCUGGCCAGACACUCUCUGUCUGCUCCCAGCCCAGCCAGCCUGUUCUUGAUUCCUGGGAUGAGAGGAGGAGACACUCCCGAGGCCUCAGGGGAACUCCCGGUUUCCCAGCGACACAGGGGGCCCAGGAGGGUCUCUCAGACUCUCAGGCAAGCAGCAAGCGUGCAUCACUGAGGACCACUCUGGAGAUGCUGCCUGGGGAUGCCCUUGACCCUGAGCAGGUGGUCCUUUCUGCCUGCCCACUAAGGCAAGGAGAGCAGUGCUCCCCAGGGACUACACAUGGCUGGGGGCAGAGGGGGGACCCCCUGCUCCCUCCAGAGGCGGACAGCAGGGAGGCCAGAUUCUGCUCUCCAACCUCGUCCAGUUCAGCCCGGGGCAUCCUCCCUGGGCGGGAAGGAGGGAACAGGGCCCCAAGGGAGCGGAUCAGCAGGGAGAAAGAAAGGCCAGCUUCCGGACUGCCAGACAGAGCCUCCGUGAGGAGUGCCCUGCAGAACAAAGCCAGAAACACUGUGAACCUGGAGCCUGAGUUCGGCCGCUGGCAGUGGCUGUCCAGAUGUUUCAGAGCAUGGUGGCACUGGGCACAGCGGCGGCGGGCAGUGGCGGCAGCUGUGGCGCUGGGCCAGCGGCAGCUGUUACGCAGGGGUCUGCAGGCACUGCGGUGGGCACUGUGGCUCCGGGAGGCCCAGCUGGAGGUGGCGUGGGAGCGACACACUCAGACCCUGCUGGCCCGAACCUUCCAGAAGUGGAGACACUUGAUUCAGCAGCACAAACAAGGGCAGCCUCACGUCCAGGCUGGGCCAAGACCCCUGUCCUCCAGGGUAGACCAGGACCAAGGCCCCUCAGGAAGGAAGCCGGUGAUGAAUGGUGCAGCCUGGGUGGCCCUACUGGGCCCUCAGCAUCGGAGAACCUGGCUCUGCAGGUGCUUUGGGGCCUGGCAGCGUUUCGUGCAAAGAGGGACCCGGUAUCGGGACCACGUGGCCAACCGCCAAGCAGGGACCCUGAGGACGUGCUUGCAGCAGUGGGUGAAGAUGAAGCAGCUCCGGGCCUCAGACGGGGCGAAGGUGGCCCAGCUGUCCCUUUGUUGGCAGAAGGCAGGGAACAUGGCUCUCUUCAGCUCAGUCCCUGGAGGGGCCACAGCCCAUGGGCUGAGGCUGAUGGCCGCGGCCCGGGUGCUGCCUCAGGAGCAAGGCCAGGGCUCUCUGCAAGAAGCCUGCCGGAAGCUGGCCCUCCAGCGGGUGCUGUUGCUCUGGAGGACGCGGCUGUCUCAGCGCCAGCAGGCGGACUCCUUCUUCGAGGGCGUGCAGUGGCGGGCACUGAGGCACAUCAUGAGGGGCUGGCGCCUGAGAGCACAGGAUCCAGGCAGCGCCAGGAUUGCCUCGGGCCCAGAUCUGCUGGGCGGCGCCCUGGGAGGGGAGGCCCCGCCAGGCUGCAGCACACACCGGAGAAGCUCCCAGGACAAGGCUUCCAGGGCCCCUGCCCUCCUGGAGAUGCUCCGAUUGAGCUUUCUGUGGGCAGUGGGUCGGCGACAGCAGGGGCGAUGUCUUCUGCUCUGGCGGGCGCGGGCCCAGCAGUCCCGGGACGCAGCGAGGUGGCACCAGAGCACGCUUCAGAGGCGCACCCUCCUUGACUGGAGCCACUGGGCAACAGCCCAAGGGGCCCAGAGAAAGCUGGCUGCCCGCUGGGCCUGGGAUCGGAGGGGCAGGGCUGCCCUGGGCCUGUGGCGACAGCGGCUGGUACAGCGGCGGGAGGUAGAGCGGCGGGCCCAGGAACGGGGCCAGAGACUGCAGCGACAUGCCCUGAGCCACUGGCACUGCUACUGGCAGAGUGAGUCGGGACGGGGCACCAGCGGACAGGCGUUCCUGCAGGAGAAGUGCCAGCGGUGGAUGCAGGCCCGCUUCCAGGGCCUGCAGAGGGCCAUGUUCUGGGGCUGGCAGCAGGCAGCAGCUCGCCGGAGACCCGUGGCGGCCAGUCCAGAGCAGCUGCUACUGCAGAGCCACUUCCAGGCCUGGUUUGGAGUCGUGAAAGCCUCCUGGGCCAAGCGUCCAGCCUUCCAAGAUGGUCUGAGGAGACGGAUACCCGGGGCCACAUUUGCCAGUGAGGCCCCAGCGAUCACAACCCAGCCUCAGGAGCUGCAUGUGGCCCAGGCCUCCUGCUGGAAAAGCCGAGAGCAGGGGUGCCAGGCAGACAGGCAGCUGAGGAGGACCUGGGCCCAGCAGGCCUUUGUUGCAAGGCGAGUGGCCCCAGGCCAGUGUUGCAAGGCCCUUCGGCAGGCAGGAGAGCGCUCCAGGGCCCAGGCCCUUUGCUGGAUGCUGUGGGCACCUGAGUCCUGCCAGCACUGGGUCAUUCGAGACCAUACUGUCCCGACUCUGAGCGCCAGGGUCCAAGAGACCUGGACCAAAUCAGCGACUCAGGGGCAUGUCCAGCGAAGUGCCAUCACCCACGUCCAGCAGGCUGGGCCCAGGUGCUUCCUGCGAACCCACUGGUCCCAGUGGCGAACAGCGCUGUUCAGAGUGUGGCUAGAACCACAGGCAGAGGUCCAGGAGGCCAGCAGAGCCCACCCAGCCAGGCCCAGGGCCAGCCUCCGGCGCUGGCCUGGGCUGACCACCAGAGGGCGCCUCCUGGUGCUGAUGAACCCUCCAGCCCUGAAGAGGCAGGUGACAGCCAGCCUUCCCUCAGCCCCACCUCCCAGCUCCAGCUGCAGGGGCCCAGGCCCGGCUGCACCGGCUGCAGAGCUCCCAGCAGGCCAGGCUCCGGGCAGCCAUGUGGCAGCACUGGGUAGAUGCUCAGGGGGUGGAGAGGCUGGCACGGACACUGCUCAGGCAGUGGCACCUGAGAUGGGCCUGGCGACUGUGGCGGCGGCGCAUCCUGCGGUUGCAGGUGGCUCAGCGGUUACAGAGUCAGGAGGACGGCUGGGUCCUUUCCCAGGUACCGGCGGGCGGCCCCAUCUCCAGCAGGCCUUUAAGAAGUGGUACCAGGGUCUGGCAGCCAGGGGCCUGAGGGCCAGAGCCAGCAGCAGCGUGAGGCCCUGCAGCGAGGCAGGCCUCAGGAGGCCUGGAAGCAGGCUGGAAGCUGCCAGAGCCCCAGCACUGGGUGGACCUGGGGCGGAGAAGGGGGCCCAGCUGCAGCUGUGA